CAGGGCUCUGCGGACGCCAUGUUGAACGUGGCGGAAAUCUUUCAGCCGGCUGAGUUUUAGCCGGCGGAAAUGACGCUGUGUGUAUAUGUGGGGAUAAUUCGGUUGCCGUAGUGACAGGGAAGCAUAAUCUAAAUGCUGAGAAGAAGAUGCCUGAAAUGGUGCCCCGUGGACAGCAGGACGAACAGAGCGAGGAAGAUGAUGAUUCCAAAAAGGGUGAAUACUCUUGCAUUCUGUGGGCUGGUGGCUCUCGAAAGGUUCCUAUUGUAAUGUUUCAUGCAGAAGCCGUUCUUCACAAAAACCUGUCACUGCGUGCAGUAGGAGAGCGCUAUAAAUUAUCCUAUAAGAUUGUUCGCACAGACAGCCGCUUAGUACGCAGCAUUCUUUCUGCCCAUGGAUUUCAGGAGGUAAAUGCCAACAGCAAUGACUUCAACAUUAUGUGGACUGGGUCCCACGUAAAGCCUCACAUCAUGAGGAGCCUUACCAACUUUCAAAAAGUCAAUCACUUUCCCAGAUCCUAUGAGCUGACCCGUAAGGACCGACUGUACAAAAAUGUGCAGCGCAUGCAGCAAAGUCAUGGCUUUAAAAACUUCCACCUUUUGCCCCAGACAUAUCUGCUACCUGCUGAAUAUCAGGACUUUUGCACUGCUUUUGCCAAAGAUCGUGGUCCUUGGAUAGUGAAGCCAGUUGCCUCAUCACGUGGCCGUGGUGUUUACUUGAUUAAUUCUCCAUCUCUUAUCAGUAUGGAGGAUAACAUCCUGGUGUCUCGGUAUAUUGGCAACCCCCUUCUUAUUGAUGGAUUUAAAUUUGAUGUUCGUCUGUAUGUGCUAAUCACUUCAUAUGACCCUUUAGUCAUUUACCUAUAUGAAGAAGGACUUACCAGGUUUGCCACAGCAAAGUAUGACCGGGCUGCCAAAAAUAUAAAAAAUCAGUUUAUGCACCUGACUAACUACAGUGUAAACAAGAAAAGCGGGGACUAUGUAAGUUGUGAUGACCCAGAUGUAGAAGAUUAUGGGAACAAAUGGAGCAUGAGUGCCAUGCUGCGAUAUUUAAAACAGGAUGGGAAAGAUACAGCGGCUCUCAUGUCACAGGUGGAAGAUCUAAUCAUUAAAACAAUAGUUUCCGCCGAGCUUCCUAUUGCAUCCGCAUGUAAAUCCUUAAUUACCCACAGGGGAAACUGCUUUGAACUCUAUGGGUUUGAUGUGCUGAUUGAUGGCAACUUGAAGCCCUGGUUGUUGGAAGUGAACCUGUCUCCAUCAUUAGCUUGUGAUGCCCCUUUGGACUUAAAGGUGAAAGCCAGUAUGAUAUCAGACAUGUUUACCCUAGUUGGUGUUGAGUGUCAGGAUCCACAACAGAGGUUUGGACGUGCAAGUAGUUCUUUGUAUGACAAACGAACACAGAAAUCCACACACCAGCGUCCGCUCUCUGCUAAUGACAUAGACACUGGUUUGCAGGGAGGCAACAGAGAAAAGGCUGUGAGGCGGACAAGCUGCUUACUAGGGCUUUCCAUAGAGGAGUUGAAGAUAUUGCGCCGAGUUCAAGAUGAGUAUGAGAGAAGAGGAGGGUUUGUUCGCAUUUUUCCCAGGCAUAACACAUGGCAACUUUAUGGGUCUUUCCUGGAAUAUAAAACCUCUCUGAAUUACAUGUUAGUAACUCAUCUCUUCCCAAACAGGGCUGCUGGGAAUGACCACUGUGAAAAGAAUUGGGACCCCAGGAUGCAUGCAGCUUUUUAUGAACGGAAACUUGUAUCAUUGCAUCUUCGCAGGGCGCGGCACCGUGGGCUGACACGCAAGACGGGCUUAUCACAUGCUCCCCAGUGCUCUGAUCAUGAACAGAGUAGCAAAGAGCAAGAAGAGCAGGAGGAAGAGGAGGAACUGGAUGAAAACCACGAAUUAGAGGUGGUGCAGGAAAAAGUUUCUUCUCCAGACUCCUCCAAAAUAAUCAUACCACCACCUCGCAUCAGCCUCAUGGAUAUUCUACGGAAAGGUGCAGACCUCAGUAAAGUCCAGGCAAGAAAUGCAUUCUCCUGCUACCUGCAGCGGGUGCAGAAUCGUCUUCAAACUGAGCGAAACCCAGAGAGAGUACAACCAAAGGAGGAGGAGCAAAUAGAAUUAGUGAUGCGGUUCCUCCAGCGUGGUGCUGCAAAUUUGAAGCGGUCUCUGCCUCUGAAUCUCCCAGGACAAUCUGUCCCAUACCUUGAAAGGCGCCAUUUGCUGGCAAAACUGCUUGGAGAUUUUGUUGCUUUGUAUAAUCAGGAAACACAACAGAUGCAGAACAGUGAGGAGACACAGAGCAAUGAAGAAUGUGGGGUUAAUCCUGACGAUUUUGAGGCAUUUGUAGCUGAUGCCAGUGAAAAUGAAUUGGAAGAGGUCCUCACCUUCUACACACAAAAGAAUAAAUCUGCAAGUGUUUUUCUUGGGACCCCAAACAAUGCAGACAGGAGAGAAACUGGGAAACCACCAGGAGGCCCCCAGAACAGACUUACAUGUGAGAGAAGCGUAGUUAUGAGCUCAGCACCUAGCCAGCCAUCAGUCAGUAAACCAGGAUAUUCUCAGGGGUGUAAUGUGUCUGACGGUCCCAUCAUAAUCACUAACUCAGCAGUCAAUGGGUUACCUGAAAGUUGCUCCCAAAGAAACAGUAGCACUCAUGUGCUUAGUAAUGAUGCAAGUUUAUGUUCUACUAUUGUUGGAAGCAAUGGAAUCCACGUGUCCCCUGCAAAACUUACUGUUACCCCUGGUUCAUGGGCCAAAUCUGGUUCUCGCCCUCACUCCAGCAGCCUUGGAACAUUUUCCUCCUUUCAAAGUGCAGCUCAGAUCUACAGCCAAAAACUGAGACGCCCAAGCUCCACCCGUUCAGCCAGCAACCAUCAGAGUGCUUUACGCUCUCGCUGUAGCUCAGCCGGAUCAGUAAAAGAGCUGGAUGUUCCAUACAAUGAAAGUGCAGUGGCCGCUUCUCUUCAGCGUCUGGCAGAGAGACAAUCAAGUCAACAGUACUCCAAACAACUUAGACUUCUAACACAGCAGUUAACCAGCAUGAACAUAAAAGAUGGUGCUUUUGGAAGUGGAAGUUUUCGUCAUUGUUCUGCAAAGAGCUUCUGUGGAAGAGCUGUUCAUGCAGGCACUGAAACUGUGGAAUCAAUAACCAGAGAUAUACAAAGGAGACGUUCUGCAUGGGAAAGUGAUCAAGAAAGUGGCACUUUCAGCUUUUCGUCAGAUGUCCCUUUACAGCAUCAACCCGAUCAAAUGCAGUAUAGCGCAAAAGGAGGACAACAUCCCGACUCUGCUAUUAUCUCUCUGCCCAACCAAACCUGCACCCUUCUGCCCACCCCACCAGUCAGUCACAAGCAGUCUGCAGCCAGAACAUUAUCCGCAACACGAUUAGUGAGGGUAGCACCAGUGGAGCAACAUGGGACCCCCACAUCUACAAUUGUCAGUGACUUUGGAACCCCAUCACAAGGUUCCAUGGAGGCCACUCAAAUUAUAUUUGCCAGAGCUAGACCUUCAGCUCCCAAAAUCGACAUUAAAGGGCAAAGGAAAUGAGACAGACAGAUUUUCCCAUGUGAUGUCUUUUUAACAGUUUGGUGUCUGCUUGUGUAUAGCUGAUAUAGAGGCAGCUGUGUACUCCUAUAAGGCUUCAUAAAUGUAUUCAUAUGAACUUCCUGUACAAUGAUGACAUAGAUUUGGAGUAAUUUACUUGAAACAACUUACUCAUCAGCCUGAUCCUGUUUUCUAUAUAUGGGAUGCUCGGGACCAAAAACUUCUAUGAGUAUAUGGGCAUUCUUUUAUGUGUAUAUAUUUUUUAUGCAUCUUUGUACAAAAAUUAAAUUAUUUUAAGAAA
Molecule: messenger RNA, 3834 nt
Organism: Xenopus tropicalis (tropical clawed frog)
Lineage: Eukaryota; Metazoa; Chordata; Amphibia; Anura; Pipidae
Gene: ttll5
Product: tubulin tyrosine ligase like 5
Cellular component (GO): cytoskeleton
Molecular function (GO): ligase activity
Source: RefSeq, marked provisional